Molecule: messenger RNA, 697 nt
Organism: Mercenaria mercenaria
Lineage: Eukaryota; Metazoa; Mollusca; Bivalvia; Venerida; Veneridae
Exons: 2
Coding region: 137-697 (186 amino acids)
Source: RefSeq, a predicted model, not a curated record
UUAACUUUCUGGAAAAUCCGCAAUGUCUGGCAACCCAUAGUUCCUAUUUUUCGAGACGGGAUCCAUUUCAACUCAGAAGGAACAAUUCGUUUCUACAGAAGUAUUCGUGGUGCAGUGACAAUUCAGAAUGUAAACCAUGCCAUCUACCCGCAAAAGGAGAUACCCUGAUCCUCCACCCAUUCCAAGUCAGCCCAGGGUUAAUACACAAUCCGCACAGGAGGACCAGUCAGCUGUACAACAGCAAACGUCUGCUUCAUCUUCAAACUUGGCACAGGAACUAGUAGACAAUUUAGUACCGCAAGUUACAAAGGGAGUUCUGGAUGUUCUAGUUCAAAUGAGAGUGAUUUCAAGUGCAGACAUUCCUCACACAGAUGAUAGCCAGGUCCAAAGUAUCAGUCCUGCUAGCACUCCUGCUCCGCCAAUGAUGUCUGGAAGGUCAUCACAUUCCAUUGUGCCACCAACAGAUCAAAACGCUGCCAAUACUCUCCAAGGUAAUACGCCUGUUAGAGCUAUCUCUUCUACAGUUCCUCACCUGUUAUUGGGCAUUGAUUCAAAAUUAAAAAGCAAGAUUUGGGCUGAUGAGUAUGUUGACCUUGGCCUUCUCUUGAUGGACACUCCUGAGGACACAGAAUCGUUCCGUUUUGUUGAAAGUACGGCUGGUACAGUCACUCUACAAGUUAUUAUUCUACGUUUAUAA